Messenger RNA from Tupaia belangeri chinensis (Chinese tree shrew), 942 nucleotides. RefSeq names its product olfactory receptor 51V1. The transcript has a single exon. Gene Ontology annotation, molecular function: G protein-coupled receptor activity; olfactory receptor activity. The coding region runs from base 1 to 942 and encodes 313 amino acids. Gene Ontology annotation, biological process: G protein-coupled receptor signaling pathway. The record is from RefSeq and is a predicted model, not a curated record. NCBI's taxonomy places the organism in Eukaryota, Metazoa, Chordata, Mammalia, Scandentia, Tupaiidae. Gene Ontology annotation, cellular component: plasma membrane.
AUGUCUCCUCCUUCUGCUUCUAUCAAUUCCUCAGUGUUCGUCCUCACAGGGUUCCCUGGCCUGCAACAGUACUAUCCCUGGAUCUCCAUUCCCUUCUCUUCAAUCUACGCCAUGGUGUUCCUGGGGAACUGCAUGGUGCUCCACGUGAUCCGGACAGAGCCAAGCCUACACCAACCCAUGUUCUAUUUCCUGGCCUUGCUGGCCCUCACUGACUUGUGCAUGGGACUGUCCACUGUGCACACGGUGCUGGGCAUUCUGUGGGAACUCAGCCAGAACAUAGGCCUGGAUGCCUGCAUUGCACAGACAUACUUUGUGCAUGGUCUCUCGUGCACAGAGUCAGGAGUCCUUCUCGCCAUGGCCUUUGAUCGCUUUACUGCAAUUUGCAACCCUCUGAGAUAUACAACCAUCUUGACAAAUGGUAGAGUCAUUCAAAUCAUGAUAACUAUUUUAAUGAGAAGUGCCUUGUCCAUUCUUCCUGGCAUCAUUCGUUUGAAGUUCUUCUAUUACUGCCGUCCCCACUUCUUAUCGCAUUCAUUCUGUCUGCACCAAGAUCUGCUCCGGCUGGCAUGCUCUGAUAUCCGUUUCAAUAGUUUCUAUGCCCUGGCUCUGGUGAUUUGUACCCUGUUGUUGGAUGCUGUCCUGAUCAUCAUCUCCUAUAUUUUCAUCCUGCACACAGUGCUGGCAAUUGCAUCCCGGGAGGAGAGACUCAAGUCUUUGCAGACCUGUGUGUCCCACAUCUGUGCUGUCCUUGUAUUUUAUAUCCCCAUCAUUGGUCUCACCAUGGUACACCGCUUUGGAAAGCAUCUCUCACCUUUAGUUCACGUCCUUAUGGGCAAUAUCUACAUUCUCUUUCCACCCCUGAUGAAUCCAAUCAUCUACAGUGUAAAGACACAGCAGAUCCGAAGCCGGAUGAAGAAAUGGUUUUCUCUCAAAUUGUACUGA